This is a messenger RNA of Dentiscutata heterogama, 131 nucleotides long. Lineage: Eukaryota; Fungi; Glomeromycota; Glomeromycetes; Diversisporales; Gigasporaceae. The record is from the annotation of a GenBank genome assembly.
GUACAAAUUGAAGAACAAACAAAUCAAAGUUCUGACAAAGAUCCAAAAUCGUUAUCUGGAGGGGAAAAAUCAUUUUCAACUAUAUGUUUGUUGCUUGCACUUUGGGAAGCGAUGGGAUGUCCAAUCCGAUG